Cuscuta europaea is the source of this 543-nucleotide messenger RNA. NCBI's taxonomy places the organism in Eukaryota, Viridiplantae, Streptophyta, Magnoliopsida, Solanales, Convolvulaceae. The record is from the annotation of a GenBank genome assembly.
AGUAUGGGCUAUUAAUUAGUGCUGUAUUUUGGUUUAGUUCAAAAUCCCUAAUGGAUUGGCCAGUUCUAAUGUGCUGCCUUAGCCUCCCAGUUUUCCCUAUUGCUGCCUUCCUUGUUGAGAAACUGGUCCAGAUGAAGCGUAUAACUGAUCCAGUUGCAGUUACUUUACACAUAAUUAUAACGACAACUGCCAUAUUAUAUCCAGUUCUUGUUAUUCUAGGGUGUGAUUCUGCUUUUCCAUCAGGUGUCACCUUGAUGCUUUUUGCUUGCAUUGUAUGGUUAAAACUUGUUUCUUUUGCCCAUUCAAACUACGAUAUGAGAGCACUUGCAAAAUCACUUGAUACGGGGGAUACUUCAAGCAUUGCUUAUGCUUAUGAGGUUAGCUUUAAAAGCUUAGUAUACUUCAUGGUUGCUCCUACAUUAUGUUAUCAGCUGAGUUAUCCACGGUCUGCCUAUAUUCGAAAGGGUUGGGUGGUGCGCCAACCAAUCAAGUUGAUAAUAUUUACAGGAUUCAUGGGCUUUAUCAUAGAGCAGUACAUCAACC